Argentina anserina (silverweed cinquefoil) is the source of this 1964-nucleotide messenger RNA. RefSeq names its product apyrase 2. NCBI's taxonomy places the organism in Eukaryota, Viridiplantae, Streptophyta, Magnoliopsida, Rosales, Rosaceae. The transcript is spliced from 6 exons. The coding region runs from base 320 to 1693 and encodes 457 amino acids. Gene Ontology annotation, molecular function: hydrolase activity. The record is from RefSeq and is a predicted model, not a curated record.
UGAGUGAAAAGCCGAUGCAGCGUACCGGAAAGUUGGACGGAAACAUGAAAGGAGUUUUCUUUUUGCAAUUUUACGCAUUUUGGGUGUGUAGGUAGUUUAGAGCUUACACAAAGGGACAUAAUAUCUUCUUCCUCUUCUUUUGUUUGUAUCGGAAGAAAGCAAGAAAGAACGAGAGAACGUUCUAAGGUUGGUUUGAAUCGGAAGGAGAUAUUUGAGAGAGCCAAAUCUGGAGCCUGCCGAAGGUAAGCAGAUCCGUUACAGAUCGCCUUCCUCGGCUGAACUGCUCGAGUCUCAGACUAAUUCUCCGCCGUCCGAUCAGAUGCUGAAGCGCUCCGGCCGAGGGAGCACUGACUCCCUCCCUGACAAGCUCUACAAGUACCGCAGUCUCCUCCUCCUCAUCUCCGUCCCUCUUCUCCUCUUGACCUUCGUCUUCUACGUCAUGCCCUCCCAGACUCAGAUUCACUCCUCCAUUCCCUCCAAGACCUCCUACGCCGUCAUCUUCGACGCCGGAAGCUCCGGCAGCCGCGUCCACGUCUUCUCCUUUGACCACAACCUCAAUCUCCUCCCCAUCGGUAAGGAUCUCGAGCUCUUCAUUCAGACCAAGCCCGGUCUCAGCUUCUACGCCUCCAACCCUCGCAGUGCCGCCCAGUCACUCACAGAUCUCCUCCAGAAGGCCGAGGCCGCCGUUCCCAAGGACCUCCGUCCCUUCACUCCCGUCCGCGUCGGCGCUACUGCCGGCCUCCGUGCCCUCGGUGCGGAUGCUUCCGAUCGCAUUCUCCGGGCCGUCAGGGAUUUGCUCAAACAGUCCAGCUCCCUCAUCUCCCGAUCCGAUUCCGUUACUGUCAUCGACGGAACUCAGGAGGGCUCGUUCCAGUGGGUCACUAUCAACUAUCUUCUCGGCAAUUUGGGGAAGCAAUACUCUGAUACUGUUGGGGUGGUUGAUCUCGGCGGCGGAUCUGUUCAAAUGGCUUACGCUAUCUCCGACGCUGAUGCUGCAAAGGCGCCUAGGCUUUCCGACGGCGAGGAUGUAUAUGUAAGGAAAAUGUCUCUUAAAGGAACAAAUUAUAACCUCUACGUUCACAGUUAUCUGCAUUACGGGUUACUGGCGGCUCGAGCUGAGAUUUUAAAGGCUUCUGAUGUUUCUGGCAACCCCUGUAUUUUAGAGGGUUAUGAUGGUUUUUACAAAUAUGGAGGAGAAACUUUUAAAGCUUCCUCAUCUGGAUCAAGCCUAGAGGGUUGCAGGAGAGUAAUUCUGAAGGCACUUAAAGUAAAUGAAGAGACAUGUACACACAUGAAAUGCACAUUUGGCGGGGUGUGGAAUGGUGGAGGAGGGGAUGGACAAAGGAACCUUUUUGUUGCCUCAUUUUUCUUUGACAGAGCUGCGGAGGCUGGAUUUGUUAACGCAAAAGAACCUGUUGCCAAAGUUCACCCUGGAGACUUUGAGGAGGCAGCUAAGCGUGCUUGUCAAACUAAACUGGAGGAUGCCAAAUCCACAUAUCCACAAGUUGAAGAGGACAACCUGCCUUACUUGUGCAUGGAUCUUGUCUACCAGUUUACAUUGCUUGUAGAUGGAUUUGGUUUAAAUCCAUGGCAAGAGAUUACGUUGGUGAAGAAAGUUAAAUAUAACAAUGCCUUGGUUGAAGCAGCAUGGCCACUAGGCAGUGCCAUAGAGGCGGUUUCCACAUUAAAAUGACAGCUUGCAGAUCACACUGGGUUGAAAAAUACAGUGAGUCUUUGAUUAUAUUGGCAUCUGCAGUGUUUGAGCUCCAUUCCUUUUUUUGGUAAUGCUCAGAAGCCAACCUCAGUUAUUGAUACUGGGUCGAAUUGAAAUUGCAUUUGGUCUCUAUUUUGGGAAUAACGAGUAUAGUUUAAUUUAUCCCUAUUUGUAAGUAGUCUGACUAUCAAUUCUUGAGGUUAUAGUUUGAUUGAUUAGUUCUGAAGUUUUGGCGGCGGAGUAAACAUAA